UGGCGACGGUGGGGUUGGACAGCGAGGCAUCGCGAAGGUGCUCGAAAGUCAUCCCCGAGGGGCCUGCCCCAACUCCAUUUUCGGAGCGAGAGAGCAGCUUCGCGAACGUAGCGAAAUCGACUGUCGGUGGCCUGCAGUUUUCGUCGAGCCGUGGCCAGGUGAGGUUUUCGACAAGCGGAGGGGGGUGUUUUGACUUCAGCACGUCCAGGACCGUGGGGGUGGACUUGCUGACUGGGGUCGAAGUCAACGCGAGCAGUGCCCGUCGCAAACUGCCUCGUCGUACCAAGCCCUCGGCGCGGGAUAUUUUCCCGAGAGUGUCAGGUACGUGGCGGGGAGGGGGUGGCAGGGUGACAGCAGAGGCAGCUGCUUGAUACAGUGUGUCCCACUGGCCCGCGAGAAAUUGUCGAAGUCGUCGUUCCGUCGCGGGCCAGUCAGGGCGUCGUGGCGAGGGUAGGCGAAGUGUGAGGCGCGGGAGCGCGGGAGCGUUCUGCCGAUUUGGAGAGUACUGGGGACAGCAAGUCGCCCCAAGGUCGGGCGAGUCCUCCAGCGCCGUCGAGCCGGGAUUGGGAGCGCGGGCUCCUCGGCCCCUCGACGGCUCGCCGACAGACUCCCGAGCGGAUGCGGGGGCAGUCGCGGGGCAGGACUGCCGCGCCCCCGAGACACGAGGAGAAAUCCCCCGAGCGCGCCGUGGAGAUUGGACGUGAACCAGUGGCGCGUGGCGAGGUGCAGCGGUCACCACGCCAGCAGCAUCCCGCCCGCCGAGGAACGCCUCAGCGCCGCCCACAGGCGGGGCCUGGGCAGCAGCGCCGGACUCCGCAGGCGCCGCGCGGGCGUUCGGGCCAGCGCGUCGGCUGGAGGGCUGGCGGGGGGAGUAACCGUGGGUCCGCGGCGGAGAGGCGCCUAGGGCGGGCCGCGGCGACUCUCGAGGGCUUGUUCCGCAGUGUCGCCCAACCCCAGCAGGCUCUGGCGUAUUCUCCGCAGCUUCUGGCGCCCCAGCAGUACCAGCAGGCGCACUUGCCGCCCAGGGCGAUGGGGUAUGCUGUGGAGAUGCUGACGGACUCACACUCCGUUCUACGGAGCUCAGUGAGCCCGUGCAAGAUGCCUCACGAUCCGCUCCAGCGCUGCGCGAUGGCUGCAGCUGAUCUGGCUGUCGUGUCCACGCGAGUGCAGCCUGUGCCCGCCUCGGGAACCGUGUUGGACCCGCGCCUGCUCGCCGUGAUGCGGACAGUAUCGGCGAGCGUAGACUCGGCUGCAGCUGUAGACAUCGUUGGCGAAGCACCCGUUCAUCUCAGCUUGAAGCAGCGGCUGGACAUCCUCAUUGGUGCUGCACGUGGCGUUGAGUACCUCCACAGCUUCAACCUUGUGCAUCGCGACAUCAAACCUGGCAACAUCCUUUUGGGUGCAGACAUGCAGGCCAAGAUUGCAGAUUUUGGGCUUGUGAGGAUGGAAGAAGGCAGCAAUGUGGGCACGACUAGAGUCAUGGGAACUCCUGGCUAUGUGGAUCCGAUCUACUUUCAGACGUCAAAGGCAACCAGCGCCACUGAUGUCUACAGGUGAUUGAUUCUCUUCAUUAUUGAACUGGGG
Molecule: messenger RNA, 1584 nt
Organism: Closterium sp. NIES-67
Lineage: Eukaryota; Viridiplantae; Streptophyta; Zygnematophyceae; Desmidiales; Closteriaceae
Source: the annotation of a GenBank genome assembly